Molecule: messenger RNA, 399 nt
Organism: Aureobasidium namibiae CBS 147.97
Lineage: Eukaryota; Fungi; Ascomycota; Dothideomycetes; Dothideales; Saccotheciaceae
Exons: 2
Source: RefSeq, a predicted model, not a curated record
UACCCACAACGUCUGCAAAUCUACAAUGCCCCCGCUCUAGAGGUUGCUACCAUCGGUACCUUCAAGCUCGCCGGCCUGUUUAUUCUUAGCAUGGCUUGCCUUGUUGUUGCUCCCAAUGUCUACGGAGACGAAGCCAGUCCUGUCUGGAUGGCCCCUGCAGUCAUUACUGCGUCGGCCACCGUUCUCCCUCUUUUCCAUGUCCUAACGAGACCCUUUGUCGCUCAAGUCUUCAUCGAUGCCCCUGCUCAAGCCCGUCGCUCCAAAGAAGCCUUGAUCUCUUUUGCUAGACAUCUACCCCAAGAUACCGCUAUGGAGAUUCAGACAUUGGGUCUCCUCCCAUGGCCUAGGACCAAGACACUGCGUGUGGGACAGCUGAGAAUCCGUCCAGAGGGCUGGGGU